AUGGCUCCUACUCCUGAAUUUGUGAAGAAUAAGUCUAAUCCAGUUGGAUAUGUGCAAUCGUCUGUGCGUGACUUUGCAGCUGAAUCGAGGCGCCUUAUACAGAAGUGCAAGAAGCCGGAUGGAAAAGAAUUACAGCGUAUGAUGUAUGCCUGUGGAGUCGGGUUCUUCAUAAUGGGCUUCCUCGGUUACACUAUCGACCUUGUCUUUAUACCGAUUAACAACUUGAUUAUGAGCUCCUAA
Messenger RNA from Perkinsus marinus ATCC 50983, 240 nucleotides. RefSeq names its product Sec61-gamma subunit of protein translocation complex, putative. The transcript is spliced from 2 exons. The coding region runs from base 1 to 240 and encodes 79 amino acids. Gene Ontology annotation, cellular component: Ssh1 translocon complex; membrane. The record is from RefSeq and is a predicted model, not a curated record. Gene Ontology annotation, biological process: post-translational protein targeting to membrane, translocation; protein targeting. Gene Ontology annotation, molecular function: transmembrane protein transporter activity. NCBI's taxonomy places the organism in Eukaryota, Perkinsozoa, Perkinsida, Perkinsidae.